This is a messenger RNA of Actinia tenebrosa (Australian red waratah sea anemone), 1696 nucleotides long. Its product is annotated as kidney mitochondrial carrier protein 1. NCBI's taxonomy places the organism in Eukaryota, Metazoa, Cnidaria, Anthozoa, Actiniaria, Actiniidae. The record is from RefSeq and is a predicted model, not a curated record. Gene Ontology annotation, biological process: transmembrane transport.
CAAUAACAAGGGCGCAUUGUUCCUUUUCCUCGCUCGAGAGCAACCUUUUAGGCAAUCUGUUUUCCUUCAUCUUAUUACAAUUAUUUUAAGUUUUUUUUGGGUAUCAAAAGUAUGGAUUACAAGCCUUUUAUCUAUGGAGGCCUUGCCUCAAUGACUGCGGAGUUAGGUACAUUUCCCAUUGACACAACCAAGACUAGACUUCAGUUACAAGGACAAGUCAUUGAUACUAAGCAAACGAGCAUUCGAUAUCGUGGGAUGCUACAUGCUUUCUUAAGAAUCACUAAAGAUGAAGGCUUUCGAGCUCUCUUUAAUGGUGUUGCCCCAGCACUACUUCGUCAGGCCACAUAUGGAUCCCUCAAACUUGGAAUAUAUCAUUCUGUUAAAAGAAAAUUGGUCAAAGACUCAAAAGAUGAGACACUAUAUUAUAACAUUGCAGCUGGCAUUAUUGCUGGUGCUAUAUCAUCAGCAAUAUGCAACCCUACAGAUGUUCUGAAGAUUCGGAUGCAAGCAGAAUACAAAAGUGGAGUUCAAUUGAACAUGACAAAAUCAUUCCGUAAAAUGUUUUCAGACGAAGGAUUAAGAGGUUUAUAUAGGGGUGUUGGUCCCACUUCUCAACGAGCAGCAGUCAUUGCCGGAGUAGAACUACCUGUUUACGACUCAGCCAAAAGGUUUAUCUUGGAUAAAAAACUGAUGGGAGAUCAUCCAGGAACACACUUUGUAGCUAGUGCCAUUGCUGGUCUGGCUGGAGCUAUAGCUUCAAAUCCAAUUGAUGUUGCCAAGACAAGAAUGAUGAACCAGAGGAACCUAAAAGUGAAAUCUAAUGAUUCGCAAAUAUUGUACAGAAGUGCAGCUCACUGUAUAACAAUGACAAUGAGAACAGAAGGAUUCUUUGCUCUAUACCGUGGUUUCAUUCCCAACUUUGCUAGACUUUGUCCAUGGAAUAUAUUUUUCUUUAUGGCAUAUGAACAAUACAAGAACAUUGGUCGUGCAAUUCUUCCAUAAUCAUAUUGGAAAUGCAUUAUAAAAUUUUACAAUCUUUAUUUUUGUUAGAAAGGCUUGGUUUACAAAAUUCAAUAACUUAGUUACUACAAGGAAUAAUACUAUAACGACAAUAGGGGUUCUAUUCCAGAAAAAGACAAAUACACAUACGAAAUAUUUGAUAUUUUCUAUAAAUAUGAAAAAAUAAAUAAAGUUAUUUAAUCUAAAAUAAUUUCAAAAUCAAAUAUAAAUAAUUUCCUCAAAAAAGUAAUUUAAGAAUGUCACACAUAAUAAGUAAUUAUUUCAUGCACAUGCUUCCUUCCUCUCUUCCUUAGGAGUGAUUUCCCUGAUUUCUCCCUAAAUAGGGUGGGAUUUUCACAUUGGCUCCCAGGAAGAGAGGAGAUAGCAAACAUCUGUAACACAGGUUACCCAAUCGAAUUACAAUUCCAGCCAGCUACUCUGCAUAAUAUUGGUAAAAUAUAGAUAUUCCUACACAAGCUACUUAGAAUUCAGGCGGUCUGUAGAAAUGAUCAUCUUAAUGAUAUUAAUAUUGAAACUCAUUAUAAUAUAUCUUAUUGAAUUGAGGUUGUCUUCCAGACACACUAUUCACAUAUAAAAGACUUUUUUACUUUCUCAAAAUUCCCCACAUUCUUUUCAAUAAUAACCUGUGAUUGGGUUUGCUUGUGAUAUUUAUGAAUAAAAAAUAAGUAAACCUUUA